ACACGAUUCUUUGUAGAGAGAGACACCAAUUCGAUAUUUGUAGUGUAGAGAAGAGAGGAAACUUCAACUAUAAAGAAAGGUUAGAGAAAAAGGUUGGAGAGAGAUCCAAUUAAUUAUUUGGAGCUUCGCUCUGGAGUCCACCUUUUCCCUUCCGCGUCUAGGGAGGUGGUUAUGCCGGUUGGCUUUCAGGUUCCAGACUUAGGUUUAAUUGGCUUAUUUUGUUUGAUUAAGCUAUGGAGCAUGUUCGCUUUUGUUCAAACAGCUUCCUUUUCCGGAUCCUUGCAUUUCAGAAAGCUCUUGACUGGAGGUUCUUUAUUCUUGGAGAUUUCCUUCCUGUUUCCUUUGUCAACAGCACCUAGUGCCACCGUUUUCCUAAAUGAUCAGUAUAGGAGGCCUAAUGAACUUUUCUACUAAGAAAUUUGCUAUAUCUUUAGUGCUCUCCUAUGACACUUUUGUGGAGUAUUUACCAUUUUGAGAGUUUCAGACAGAUAUCUUGUGGGGACUGAUAAUUGCAGGUUGAAGAUUGCGGAUUGCUUUUGUAGUCACAACUACAUAAUUUAUCCUAUUAGACUCUUUGUGCUCGUAGUAUUUUCUUUGUUCGGGUGUCUGUUAGCUGUUAGGUGCGUAGAAGUCUAUUUCCAAAUAUAUCUUUCAGUCUAUGGUAGAUUUGAUGUUAUGGUGUGAUACGCUGAUUCUUCUAUAAAGAACAUGUUCUCGAGUGCACAAGCAUAUCUGCCAUCUACUCUUUUGUAUCGUGUUGGAGCCGCCGGCUAUGCACCUGCUGUGAUAAGGCCCUCAUCUUUAGCCGAUUGCAGAAGUUGACAUCUUAUGUACACACUACUAAAGAAAAUCAACGGGUGAUUCAGUUGGAUCAACCAGACAAUUUCUUUCUCAUUGUAUAGUGUUUUUACAUACUUCUAUUGGCAUUUUUAUGUGUCUCCUGUAAGUGCUUCAUCUGUUUUGUUGAAUAAAGAGAAGUUUGCCAGCUACUCAGUUUUGCUGUUUCUGACUCAAACUAUGGAGAGGUACAAGUUAAUUAAAGAAGUUGGUAAUGGAACUUUUGGUAGUGUUUGGCGUGCUAUAAAUAAGCAGAAUGGAGAAGUUGUUGCUAUAAAGAAAAUGAAGAAAAAAUAUUAUUCCUGGGAAGAAUGCAUAAAUCUAAGAGAAGUGAAGGUAUUGUCAUAGUAAUAUAAUAUUUGAAUGUGUUUCCAUUUCCAUUUUGCUGAAUUUGUCUUUCUAAAUCAAAUGUUACAGUCGUUAAGGAAGAUGAGCCAUCCAAAUAUCGUGAAGCUGAAAGAAGUUAUUAGAGAGCAUGAUAUCCUGCAUUUUGUAUUUGAAUAUAUGGAGUGCAAUUUGUACCAACUUAUGAAAGAUAGAGGAAGGCCCUUUUCGGAGAACGAAAUUCGAAAUUGGUUCUUUCAAGUAUUUCAAGCUCUUGCAUACAUGCACCAGCGUGGAUAUUUCCAUCGUGAUCUUAAACCAGAAAAUCUUUUAGUCUCAAAAAAUGUUAUCAAAAUAGCUGAUUUUGGUCUUGCUCGAGAAAUAAGUUCUGGACCACCUUAUACUGAAUAUGUCUCGACACGCUGGUAUCGAGCUCCUGAAGUUCUACUCCAGUCCCCUACUUACACUUCUGCUGUGGAUAUGUGGGCAAUGGGUGCAAUAAUGGCUGAACUGUUUACUCUCCGUCCUCUUUUUCCUGGAUUAAGUGAAGCUGAUGAGAUCUAUAAGAUAUGCAAUGUAAUUGGAUCUCCAACAGAAAAUUCGUGGGCCCAUGGGCUUUUGCUUGCUAGAGCGAUGAACUACCAAUUUCCGCAGCUUACUGGCGUGCAUCUUUCAACUUUCAUACCUUCAGCAAGUGACGAUGCCAUAAGCCUUAUUAAGUCACUGUGUUCAUGGGACCCAUUUAAGAGGCCGACAGCAGCAGAGGUCCUUCGUCAUCCUUUUUUCCAGAAUUGUUUCUGUGUCCCACCAUCUCUACGGGCUAAAACAACUGUGCACAGAACACCCCCAUCAUUGGGAACAAGGGGAUAUUCCGAGCAGAAAUCUGCAAGAAAGAGUAGUGGUUCUGGAAGUCUUCCCGUCUCAAAGACAACAAAUCUGAAACCUCAUGUUGCUUUUGGUGCGGGUGUACAACGCAAACUAGACAUGGAUGGCAAGGAUUUGAACAAGAAUGACAAAUCUGUCAAGAGCUCUGUUAAACAACCAAAAUACCGUCCACCAAUUAAGAAUAGCUCGUCCUCCAUUUACUCGGGAAGGACUACACGAGGGAUAAGUGAAGCAGCGGAGAAGUUGGCCAACAUGUCUCUGAGUUCUGGAAGGCAAGCAAUGAGGCAAUCAAUACCGCCACCUAUGAAGGCGGGAGGAUGGCAUGGCCAAUCUAAUAUGUUUAUGGGACGAUCUCAAGAGAUCCAACCCAGCAGAGCCUUUACAAGAAGAGUUGCAGGAUGAGAAAGUAAUUACCACUUGGUUCUACUACAAUAAGCAAUUCAGGCAGUUGCAGUUUGAAAUUAUAUGGAUAGUGAUGCGUUUUUCUUGUAUUUCCUUCGUUAAAUAUAUGUUUGGGGGAUGCUAAACUUUCGAGACUUUUCGCUGUGCUUUUAGUAUUUUUGUUUACGUGAUAUUAACUUGAAUACUGAGAUUGUUUUUGUGCUUUCAAUAUUGUUUACGUGAUAUUAACCUGAA
Amaranthus tricolor (Joseph's coat) is the source of this 2682-nucleotide messenger RNA. RefSeq names its product cyclin-dependent kinase F-4-like. NCBI's taxonomy places the organism in Eukaryota, Viridiplantae, Streptophyta, Magnoliopsida, Caryophyllales, Amaranthaceae. Bases 1201 to 2448 code for a protein of 415 amino acids. Gene Ontology annotation, molecular function: protein serine/threonine kinase activity; ATP binding. Gene Ontology annotation, biological process: intracellular signal transduction; protein phosphorylation. Gene Ontology annotation, cellular component: cytoplasm; nucleus. The transcript is spliced from 15 exons. The record is from RefSeq and is a predicted model, not a curated record.